Molecule: messenger RNA, 2825 nt
Organism: Phytophthora nicotianae INRA-310
Lineage: Eukaryota; Oomycota; Peronosporomycetes; Peronosporales; Peronosporaceae
Product: DNA repair protein (mre11)
Exons: 1
Coding region: 37-2661 (874 amino acids)
Biological process (GO): double-strand break repair via homologous recombination; mitotic G2 DNA damage checkpoint signaling; double-strand break repair via nonhomologous end joining
Cellular component (GO): Mre11 complex; nucleus
Molecular function (GO): manganese ion binding; 3'-5'-DNA exonuclease activity; DNA endonuclease activity
Source: RefSeq, a predicted model, not a curated record
UCGAAGGUUCGAGUCAAAUUCCAUUUUGUUUGCUUGAUGUCGCAGUCUCAGGCGAUAGAGGACGGUCAGCAUGAGGCCGACACGCUGCGUGUGUUGCUAUCCACAGAUAACCACCUAGGCUAUGCUGAGAAGGACCCGGUGCGCGGCAAUGACUCGUUCCGCUCGUUCCGUGAAAUCCUACAGUUAGCACAGCGCGAGAAGGUGGAUCUGCUGCUACUGGGCGGCGAUCUGUUCCACGAGAACAAGCCGAGUCGCCGCACGUUGUACGAAACUAUGCGAGUGCUACGUACUCACUGCAUGGGAGAUGGAGCCGUUAACUUUCAAGUGGUGAGUGACCAGAGUGUCAACUUUCCUAACUUUGGGGUUGUGAACUUUGAGGACCCCAACUACAACGUUGAGCUGCCCAUCUUCAGUAUCCAUGGCAACCACGACGACCCAGCACGAGAAGGAGGUGGAGACGCCACGCAGUCUCUAGCGGCGCUGGAUCUCAUGAGUGCUGCCAACUUGAUUAAUUACUUUGGUAAAAGUGAGAAAGUGGAUGCGGUCGAGGUGUUCCCGGUGCUGCUCACCAAGGGAAAUACUAGAGUGGCCAUCUAUGGUUUAGGUAAUAUGAGAGAUGAGAGGCUGAACAGAAUGUUCGCACAGGGGAAAGUGGCGUUCAGAAGACCAGCAGAACAAGCGGAAGAUUGGUUCAGUAUCUUCGUGGUGCACCAGAACCGAGACGAUAAAGGACGAGGAAACAAGAACUGCGUCCCGGAGAGUGUGAUCCCGGAUUUCAUUGAUCUUGUAGUGUGGGGACAUGAACACGAGUGCCAAAUUAACGUCCAAGAGAGUUUGAAGGGGGAUUUUUUCAUUACGCAGCCCGGAUCGUCGGUAGCGACGUCGCUGGUGGAAGGAGAGGCCAAGCCGAAACAAGUUGCAGUGGCGGAAAUUAAUGGUCAGAGAUUCCGCAUGACGAACUUCGACCUGCAUACAGUACGUCUUUUUAAGAUGGGUGAGGUGAUUUUGAGCGAGAUUGAGGAGUUGGAGCCGACCGACCCUGAUGUGGCAGAACGUAUUGGAGAGUACUUAGAAGGCAGAGUGGUUGAGUUACUGCAUGAGGCUGAGCUAGAACAGCAGGAGAGACGGAGAGAGCGUGCGUUGGAACGUGAGCAAAGACAGCACGAGAGUCCGUUCCCGCUGCCAGAGGUCGGAAAUGAAGAGGAAGAAAAGGAAUUGGUGCUGAUCCGAUUGCGCGUGGAACACACGGGCUUCCCUGUGCUGGUAAAUCAACGUUUCGGUGCGAAAUUUGUGGGAAAGGUGGCCAAUCCCAAUGAUAUUUUGCUGUUCUACCGACGGAAGAAAGAUCGUAUCAAUGCUUCCGACAAGAAGGCCAGCAUGGAGCUGGAGAAGUCGCUGCUGGGACGUCCAGUGCGGCCAACACCGCUAGCAUCGGUGACAAUUGAAGAUAUAUUAAGCAAGCAAUUGAGUGUACCCGAACGAAAGCUGACACUGCUGCCAGAAGCUCAACUGGGAAUCGCGCUGGAAAAAUUCACGCUGAAGAACAACUCGUCGGCUAUUCAGGAAUUCGUGGACAGUGUGCUCGAUGAGACUCAACGUGAAUUGAGCUCCAAGAGUGACGCCAAGUCGACGCAGGAUAUCCUCAGCGUUGUUGGGAAGAAGAAAGAGCAAACUGAUGCGUUACACGCACUCCAAAAAGAAGAAGAAGCAGAAUUUGACAAAACCGAGCCUGGAAGCAGUCUAUCUGCCGACGGGUUCCAGUCCCGACGGACAACUCAAAGCACUGAGGCCUCGACGAAGUCUCCAAAUCGCUUCGGCACACCGAGAUCUUCACAAACGAAGAAAGCAGCAUCAAAGAAAAAAUCUGUUAGGAAAUCUGUUUUCUCAGAUCUGGAAGAAGGCAGUGAUGAAAGUCCACGUAAGAAGAAACCACCGACCGCUCGUAAGGCUCCAGCUCGUUCAGCAAGAAGCAAGGCACGGAGAGCUUCACUUUCUGAUGAUGAUGACUUUACUGCUGAAGAUGACGGCGACGAAGACUUUAAGAUGGAAGAGGAUGGAGAGGAGGAGGAGGAGAUGACUCCACGGCCGUCCGCGAAACCACGAGGGAGAGCGUCAGCACGAACUGCAAAAGCAAAGAAGUCCCCGCCCACUCGAAAGCGCUUACGCAAAAGUAAUGAUUUUGAUGAAGAUGAUGAUGACGACGACUUUGCUCCCUCUUCUAGCAAGCGUGUAGCUGCUUCGACCAAGCGUUCAGCUCCCCGUGACUCACAAGCAAGUGAGGUGCUCGAUUUGUGCUCAGACUCUGAAAACGAAAAGCCAGCACCUAAAAAGCGAGCGAGGCCCACUAAGACCACGAUUUCCCAGCAACACAAGAUCGACAAUUUGUUCAAGAAGCAACAGCAGAAGAACGACGAAAUUGAUGAUGUCGAAGAGGAUCAGCAGUUCACGCAACUUGCAGACGCUCGUGGUCAAGAUAUCGUUGAUCCAUCGCAAUCUCAGUCCCAGUCCCAGUCACAGAUGUCUCAAGCUCGUGCAGGAGGUUCAACGCGACGCAAACUGCCCUUGUCAAUGGUGGCAGCCUCCCAGUCGCAGUCUCAAGAACCGAAGCGUGGAGCCGCCGCAUCUGCUGCCCGUAAAGGUUGGGGUCGUUCUCGUCGUUAACAUAAGCGACGAAAGAUUAUGAGACUAAAUGGGAAAAUCCUAGCCGAGAGCAGCCCUUUAUUUCACCUUAUGUUGCGCGAGUUGCUGGUGGCAGGACAAGCCAUUGCCACUCUUGUAACUUCGGUUUACUGUGGUCACAAGUAACGUAGUCCACCCAUUGAAGC